Messenger RNA from Gallus gallus (chicken), 1814 nucleotides. RefSeq names its product R-spondin 3 (gene RSPO3). NCBI's taxonomy places the organism in Eukaryota, Metazoa, Chordata, Aves, Galliformes, Phasianidae. Bases 133 to 960 code for a protein of 275 amino acids. The transcript is spliced from 5 exons. The record is from RefSeq and is marked validated.
GCCUGGCUUUGGACAUCGGCGCAGGUAUCUGUGCUGCUGUGCUCAUCCCGCGCCACCUCGGUUUUUUUCUCGAAAGGAAAGGAAAAAAAAAAAACGAACGGAAAGGAGAAGUGGAACUCUCAAAGGGUUACUAUGCAAUUGCGACUGAUUUCUUGGUUUUUUAUCGCUUUGAACUUUAUGGAAUACAUUGGCAGCCAGCACGCCUCCAGGGUACGGCGACAGGGAAGAAUGCAUCCUAACGUGAGCCAGGGUUGCCAAGGAGGGUGUGCUACAUGUUCGGACUACAAUGGAUGCCUGUCAUGUAAGCCCAGACUCUUUUUUGUUCUGGAGAGGAUCGGCAUGAAACAGAUCGGAGUAUGUCUUUCCUCGUGUCCAAGUGGAUACUAUGGGACACGGUAUCCUGACAUUAACAAGUGUGCAAAAUGUAAAGCUGAUUGUGAUACCUGCUUCACCAGAAACUUCUGCACAAAGUGUAAAAGUGGGUUUUACUUAUACAGUGGAAAGUGCCUUGAAAAGUGCCCCGAUGGGCUGGAAGCCAACAACCACACAAUGGAGUGCACUAGUAUUGUGCACUGUGAAGCUAGUGAGUGGAGUCCAUGGAGCCCUUGCACAAAGAAAGGAAAAACAUGUGGUUUCAAAAGAGGAAAUGAAGUAAGGGUCAGAGAGAUCGUACAACAUCCGUCAGCAAGGGGCAAUCCUUGCCCAGCUACAAGCGAGAGCAGAAAAUGUAUGGUACAAAGAAAGAGAUGUCAGAAGGAAGGAAAAGGGAAAAAAAAUAGGGAGGAAAAAAGAAAAAAGUCCAACAAAGACGAAAGUAAGGAGUCAAGACAGGAAAGCAAAGGGCGAGCAGCCCGAAGGCAAAACCGAGAGCAGAGGGAAAACAACAACAAAACGCAGCCGAAGAAACGAAAAGCCCCCAGUAAAGAACAGGACCUGGCACCCGUCGACACUGCACAUUAACAGCCUUCCAUGAUUGUUUGAGUCUUAUGAUGCUGCUAUCUCUACCAGAUCGCCCUGAUAGGUGCUCCCACCAUUCAGGCCGCAAAUGGACAAUGCUACCAGUUACUAUUAAACUUUAAACAACAUUCCAAAUACUUCCUAUAUUCUCCAAGCAAACAUAGUUUAUUAAAGAGAUUGAGAUGAGCCAAGAAAAAGUCUAAUAAUGGGAUACUUUAGAACUGUUAUAUUAUAUGCUUCCAUGCAUCUGUAAAAGGCAAUUAAGAAAUUUUGUAUAUAUUAAUAAUAGGGUAUAAAAUAUAGCAAUAUAAUAAUGAAUGACAUUCAGAUGAACAAUGUUCUUUUUCUUUGUAAAAUAUUUUUCAAGUUAUUGUUUAAGUAUGAGGCAAGAGAUAUGUCUAAAUCAAAGACGCAAAUCGUAUCCCUUCAUAUAUUGUACAUAACUAUUACGAGAAGGAGGAAAACAUUUCUGAAGAGCCAGGAGGAACCAAGGGUUUUAUAACCUCUGGUGGAGCAGAGUGGAAUUGCCUGUGGUUCCCUGGUCCGUGCUCCAGAUGUGGAUGAGAGACACCAGGGGAAAGUCUGCAGGGCUUCAAAAGCUGAGGGAAGAGAAGCAGAAAUGUCUGCAGCUUUGAAGACUGAAUCCCUGAGGCAGAAAGAGACGGUGCUGAGCUUGAAUAGCACUCUUAUCUGUGGGACAACAGAAUGUUUUCUGGUCUGAACAGUGGUACAGUGUGUGCUGUUUUACGCUUUUUAUACCUAUGUGUAACUUAAGUCUACAUUUCAAAUCUUCUGGUGAAUGACAAAUCGUAUUUGUAGGAGACAAUGUUGAGUUAAUAAAAAACAGAGAAAUAGAC